GGGUCACUAUGUGAUAUUGUUACAGAUGUUAUAAAAGGAGGAGCUCAGGCACAAUUGCUUCAGAAACUCACAAAACACCAGAGCAAUUAUCUCGGCUGUACAAGCCAAGAGAUAAUGCCUGUGCUCCUAGAAUCUUGAAAGAACGAGUAAGAUGUCAAGAUGCAGAAGCUCAUCUUCUUCUUGCAAGGAGACUCAACGAAGAGUUCCUCCAAGCAGAAGGAACAAAAGGUGCAGGGUUGUCUAUGAUGCUCCACUAAAGAAGAAGAAAGGUAAAUGUAACAUUUACUAUGUUUUAUACUAUUAUGGCUGGGCAUCUAAGGUUUGUCAAAUCAUCCAAAUGGUUGGAGGAUAAAAGUAGGUUAUUCUCUCCAUAUGAAAGAACUAGGCUUUACAAGAGUAAUGGGUUGUUUUUUGAAAAGAGCAUUUAGGUAUAAGAUCACAAAAGAUAACAAUUUAAGCAGAAGUAGUAAAUAUUUAAAGAACCAGAAGGGGAAGCUGAGGGAAGUUACGGGGAGGGUCCCUCCCCUCCUUUAUGAUAAUUGUCACAUUAUGUUGUUUGGUUGAUUGUUAAAUUGUAAAACUCAAUAAAAAGCUUUAAAAAACAACAAGACUAAUGGGUUUUUAUUUUGUUUUCGACAGGUUACGUACGGGUCUGUGCUACAUACUACUACUGGAAAGGAGGGAAAAAGUAAUUUCUAGUGCUUCCCCAACUGUCCUGUUCAGAAAAUCCAUGUUUGGCACCAGUGACUCACCACCAGACAUCUUCCAUGAUAAGGAAGUCCUUCAAAGGAGCCACCAAUGAGCUGAGGGAAGACUUCAAGAUUCAGGAGCCGGCCUAUUACAGCAGCAAUGCUAGACCUGCCUGUUUGUCAGUAAACUCAUGAACAUGCAGUUCA
Messenger RNA from Podarcis lilfordi (Lilford's wall lizard), 896 nucleotides. The record is from the annotation of a GenBank genome assembly. NCBI's taxonomy places the organism in Eukaryota, Metazoa, Chordata, Lepidosauria, Squamata, Lacertidae.